AUGAAGGCAAUGCAACUAAGAGAGAAGAAGAAGAAGCAGAGCCUUCAGCCCGCGCUUCCAUCUCCACCUGCGACCGUGUCCGAAGUUUCUAGCAUACGGGAAGAGCCUGUUCCAGCUGAGGUCAUUCCAGAAGAGACUGAGGACAAUGAAUCUCAAGACCUUCCAUCUAUGCUUCAGGUUGACAGGUUGUCCAUGUCAAAGGCGGACUCAGGUAUUGAUGUUGCUUCGUCAAUACAUAACGACCAUGUAUCUGUGGAUUCUCAGCUAGACUCGCAUCCUGCAUCACCCAUCGGCGCCUCUUCCGAGAUUGGCGACUCAACCAAGGCUUCUUCAUUAUCGGAGUCGACGGAUGAGACGGUGCAUGUGAAUGAGGAAAAGCCGGUGCCCCAGGACGACGACGAGGAACCGGAAGCAGAUGUUAAUGAAAAAAUCACCGGAGACGACAACGAAAUCAACGAGGAAGAUACUCCCAUUGCCGAGGUCCAGGACGUAGAAGAGACCAUUGAAACACACGAGGUCCCGGCGGAAGAGAAGGUUGAGGAGGAAGUUGAAAACGACGAGCCGACUGUCGAAACAGAAGUCUUGCCUGUUGAGACUGAACAAAAGUUACCAGAACCGAGUCCUGUUCUCCCAAUCUCAAAAUUCGCUGCCAGGGCCCAGGACUUGCCAGAAGUUAUGGAGUCAAUUGAACGGGACCCCGAGGUAUCGGAACCUACUCACGUUUCUGACCUGAAGCAAGAUGAUGUAAAGAGCGCCUCGCCCGUCUCACCGCAGUUCAAGCUACCGAAGUCCAAGUUCUCCACUCAGGACAUGACUUCCAUCGCGAGUCCUGCAGUUCCCGCUAUUGUGACACCUCCCGAGGAGGCCAACGAGGAGGCGGCACCGGAGCACGUUAUCGUCGCAAAGGCUUCUAUUGAUGUCGAGACAGCUUCCAUUGACAGCAAACGCUCUAAGCGGAGGGCUCUCGUGGAACCGAUUAAGACAAAUCUGGAACUUCCCGAGAGGGACAAUGGUCUCUCAGAUGACGAUGACUUGAUGGACGAACUACAAGAUGCGGUAGUAGAAGAGGCGAAGCCGAUAGCCGUGUCAAAAUCACCAAUCAGCCCAGUGUUCGCCUCAAGUCCUCCGAAGCAGACACCAAGAAUCGUGCGCACGGUGUCGAAUCCGAUCAGAGGUCCUCUUCUGGCACCUGGCGAUGUGUCCACAAGCUCAGCCAGGUCGCUCUCAGGUGGCGCGGCCUUCUUGCACAAGCUCACGCAACAGCAGUCUUCAAGUCAUCUAGCGCCCAAGACUGGCAAGAUUGGAUCCAACAUUUCACAACGGAUCAAGGCACUUGAAAUGCUGUCAGUCAGUAGCGGCGCCCCUACUGAAGGAGUACCUAAGGAAAGGCCGUCUUCUGCUUUCUUCUCUGUUCGCAGAGGCAGCGUUCGCGAUCCUGCACGCUCCCCGUCUGUUGCAGAGCGCGCCAAUUCUCUGACCAGGGGAGGCUUAACUCCUUCUCCACCACGGUCAAGGGAAACAUCCCCUGAAGAGAAUAAGGCUCCUUCUCGAGAGCGGUCUGCGUCUGUGGCUAGUCGGUUGUCUAUGUUCGAAGGAGGGAAUGCACCGCGUGGUAGGCCUGAUUCGGUCCAGGUCACCGCGCGCAUUAUCCGUGACCCAAGCCAACCCUUCCCCAAGACACCGGAGCUGCGGACGGAUUCGACGGAGUACACUCCGGUGGAAUUCAGACAAUCCACACUGAUUGUGGAUCUCCAAAAAUCUGCCCCGUCUCUGGCGCCUUCCCCUGCGCCUGCCGUUCUGGCUGAGCCUCCUCAGGAGCCUCGUCCGUCUAUCCAGGAACGGCGAUUGUCGAAAGACAAGAAGCGACGGUCUCAGUCAGAGGACCGCACAGAAGAUAAGCUAGAGGGUAAUCGUCCACGACGCCGGUCUUCCUUGUCUAUUGUUAAGGACUUCAUUAAGGAGCGCCGGGGAUCGUUGAUUGGCAAGUCGCCUUCCACUGACAACCUCAACCUUACGUCUCCUGCUCUGUCAACACCAGGAACCGGGAGGUCGCCCUCUCGGCCUCCAUCAGUACACACGAACACGGGCUUCACUGGGCGGUUGAGCAUCAGCAGCCGACGAUCAUCGAUCAGCCGGGAUAACGUGAUCACCCCUCCCACACCUGGCAAUCCCCUCUCUCCCUCUUUGAUGACGGAGACGAGCGGAUCUGGUGAUGAGAAGCAGUCUGAUAGGAAAUCCAUCAGCGGUAGCUCCACUAAGGAUGGGAAGAGCCGCGCCAGUCGCUUCAUGCGGCGCCUCUCGAGCUCGCUGAGCUCGGGCCGGAACAAGCUGCCACCCUCUAUCUCUCCGACCGUUACUGAGGAAGACGCUGCCGAGGUCGAGGCCAGCAUUGGCGUCCCACCAUCGCGCGGCAGCAUUAACCCCAACGUCCCGAGCAUCGUUGCAUACUUGGGAGAUGUGAAUGUUCAGUUCCCGGACAACCUCCUCUGGAAGCGACGGACAAUGUGCUUGGACUCGCAGGGGUUCCUCAUCCUCAGCGCCGUCCAGGGCGUCACGGCCACUACGACAGCAGCGGCUAUGGGCCGCGAGAAGCAGGCUGGUGCGAUCAAACGCUACCAUCUCAGUGACUUCCGUCAGCCAUACACGCCGGAGAUGGAAGUGCAGGAACUGCCCAACAGUGUGUGCUUGGAUUUCGUAGACGGGUCUGGCUUGCAAAUUGCUUGUGAGGACCGUGCCGGGCAGCUGAACGUUCUGCAUAGUAAGUUGUUCUUUGCUGAAGAUGAAAGGGAAGGGUUUACUGACAGCAUGUAG
Phaeoacremonium minimum UCRPA7 is the source of this 2811-nucleotide messenger RNA. RefSeq names its product putative gpi-anchored cell surface glyco protein. The coding region runs from base 1 to 2811 and encodes 936 amino acids. The record is from RefSeq and is a predicted model, not a curated record. The transcript has a single exon. NCBI's taxonomy places the organism in Eukaryota, Fungi, Ascomycota, Sordariomycetes, Togniniales, Togniniaceae.